UUGUGUAUCCGGCAGUUAGCCUCGUCCUCGCCGUUGAUGAAACGAUGGCCAGCAAUUCAAAACAACCACCGAAAAUUGUCUCCAAAUCAUCUGCGGGAGGCGCCGGGGCGGCGGGGGUCGGCGGUGCCCCCCCGAUAAUGCCCCUCGCCUCUCCGCUCAUGGGGAAAAAGAAGAAGCCGUUUCUGGGGAUGCCCGCUCCGCUAGGCUACGUCCCCGGUCUGGGCAGAGGUGCAACUGGUUUCACCACUCGAUCUGAUAUCGGUCCUGCUCGUGAUGCCAAUGAUCCAGUGGAUGACCGACAUGCCCCUCCAGGGAAAAGGACAGUUGGGGACCAGAUGAAAAAGAACCAGGAUGAUGAUGAUGAAGAUUUGAAUGACACGAACUAUGACGAGUUCAAUGGUUACGCAGGUAGCUUGUUCUCCAGCGGGCCCUAUGAGAAAGAUGACGAAGAAGCAGAUGCUAUAUAUGCAGCAUUGGACAAGAGGAUGGAUGAAAGACGGAAAGAAAGAAGGGAACUGAGAGAAAAGGAGGAGAUAGAGAAAUACCGUAUGGAGCGACCCAAAAUCCAGCAGCAAUUUUCAGAUCUAAAGAGGAAGUUGGCAGAGGUGUCCGAGGAGGAGUGGCUGAGCAUCCCUGAGGUGGGAGAUGCCAGAAAUAAGCGCCAGAGAAAUCCCCGCUAUGAGAAGCUCACCCCCGUCCCCGACAGCUUCUUCUCCAAACACCUGCAGAGCGGAGAGAACCACACCACUGUUGACCCUCUGCAAGGGCUGGGAGGUCUGAACACACCUUACCCAGGAAGCAUGACACCAGGGACAGGAGAGCUGGACAUGAGGAAAAUCGGCCAGGCCAGAAACACACUCAUGGAUAUGAGGCUCAGCCAGGUGUCUGACUCAGUGAGCGGACAGACAGUGGUGGAUCCUAAGGGUUACCUGACAGAUCUCAACUCCAUGAUCCCCACACAUGGAGGAGACAUCAGUGACAUCAAGAAGGCUCGUCUGCUUCUUAAAUCGGUGAGGGAGACCAAUCCUCAUCACCCACCUGCUUGGAUUGCCUCUGCCAGGCUGGAGGAGGUGACGGGCAAACUGCAGGUGGCCAGGAACCUGAUCAUGAAAGGCACAGAGAUGUGUCCUAAGAGUGAGGAUGUGUGGCUGGAAGCAGCCAGACUCCAGCCCGGCGACACAGCCAAAGCUGUGGUAGCCCAGGCUGUCCGCCACCUGCCGCAGUCCGUCCGCAUCUACAUCAGAGCCGCAGAGCUGGAGACAGACAUCAGGGCCAAGAAAAGAGUCCUCAGGAAGGCCCUGGAGAAUGUGUCCAAGUCAGUGCGAUUGUGGAAGACAGCUGUUGAGCUGGAGGAGCCAGAAGAUGCCAGGAUCAUGCUUAGCAGAGCUGUGGAGUGUUGUCCUACCAGUGUGGAGCUGUGGCUGGCACUGGCCCGGUUAGAAACGUACGAGAAUGCCCGGCGUGUCCUGAACAAAGCUCGAGAGAACAUCCCCACGGAUCGCCACAUCUGGAUCACUGCCGCCAAGCUGGAGGAGGCCAAUGGCAACACUCAGAUGGUGGACAAGAUCAUUGACAGAGCCAUCACAUCUCUGCGCGCCAACGGUGUGGAGAUCAACAGAGAGCAGUGGAUACAGGAUGCAGAGGAGUGUGACAAAGCAGGCAGUGUAGCUACCUGCCAGGCUGUGAUCAGAGCUGUCAUAGGGAUUGGCAUUGAGGAGGAGGACCGCAAACACACCUGGAUGGAGGAUGCAGAUAGUUGUGUGGCCCAUGGAGCACUGGAGUGUGCCAGGGCAAUCUAUGCCCAUGCUCUGCAGGUGUUCCCCAGUAAGAAAAGCGUCUGGCUUAGAGCGGCCUACUUUGAGAAGAACAACGGCACCAGGGAGUCAUUGGAGGCCCUGCUACAAAGGGCCGUGGCUCACUGUCCCAAGGCAGAGGUCCUGUGGCUGAUGGGGGCCAAGUCCAAGUGGCUGGCUGAGGAUGUGCCUGCAGCCAGAAGCAUUCUCGCUCUGGCCUUUCAGGCUAACCCAAACAGUGAGGAGAUCUGGCUGGCUGCUGUCAAGCUGGAGUCUGAGAAUAACGAGUAUGAAAGAGCCCGUCGACUGCUGGCCAAGGCUCGCAGCAGUGCCCCAACAGCAAGGGUGUUUAUGAAGUCAGUGAAGUUGGAGUGGGUGUUGGGAAACAUAGAGGCUGCCCAGGAGUUAUGCACUGAGGCCCUGAAACACUACGAAGACUUCCCCAAACUUUGGAUGAUGAGAGGCCAGAUAGAAGAACAGUGUGAAAACAUGGACAAGGCCAGGGAAGCCUACAACCAAGGGUUGAAAAAGUGUCCCCACUCUGUGGCCCUGUGGCUGCUGCUGGCCCGUCUAGAAGAGAGAGUGGGACAGCUGACCAGAGCUAGAGCAAUCCUGGAGAAGGCACGACUCAAGAACCCCCAGAGCCCUGAGCUAUGGUUGGAGUCGGUGAGGCUGGAGUUCCGGGCCGGACUGAAGAACAUCUCCAACACACUGAUGGCCAAAGCCCUGCAGGAAUGUCCCAAUUCAGGUAUCCUGUGGGCUGAGGCGGUGUUUUUGGAGGCCAGGCCCCAGAGGAAGACUAAGAGUGUGGAUGCUUUGAAGAAGUGUGAACAUGAUCCCCAUGUUUUGCUUGCUGUAGCCAAAUUGUUCUGGAGCGAGCGUAAGAUCACCAAAGCCAGAGAGUGGUUUCUGAGGACAGUAAAGAUUGAGCCAGACCUGGGAGAUGCCUGGGCUCUCUUCUACAAGUUUGAGCUGCAGCAUGGCACAGAGGAACAGCAGGAAGAGGUGCGAAAGCGCUGUGAGAAUGCGGAGCCCCGCCAUGGAGAGCUGUGGUGUGCCGAGUCCAAACAUGUCCUGAACUGGCAGAAGAAGACAGGAGAGAUCUUAGCAGGGGUAGCCAGCAAGAUCAAGAACACAUUCUGAGACUGGGGAAAUUUGGACUGAAAACACCUGGAGGACAACUAUGGACAUGCUCAACUAUUGUUUUCUACCAGGACUUGCCCAUGUGCGGUAGAUGCAAAGUAUUCACACAUACCCUCACACCUUUUCAAGGUUUAUUGUUUUGUAAAACUGAAACACAGUUUGUGGAUUUAUCAAGAGAAAAUUACAAUUUAAUGUCAAAGUUGAAACAAAGCACCAAUGAAAAAACUCUAGCAGCAGUAGUAGGUAUGUGGAUAGUUCUGUGGAGCCAUUUCUACAUAGCUUUGAUUUCAUGUUUGAGGUAUUUGUCUUGCUGGGAAGGACUCCCAUCCUGCCUGCAAACUGCUGCAGGUUCUUCUCAUUUGACCCAGAGCCUGCAUCAAAGAAGAACCCCCACACUAUGAGGCUAUGGUUGCCUCCAUCGCUUCACGGUGGAGUGUUUCUGGGCGCAUGGCUUGCUUUGCUCGCCUCCCCAAGAAUUGUUUAGUAGGAUGGUGAAAAGUUCAAUUUCAGUCUCAUUAGACCACAGAACAUUCCUCCACUUUGUUUCAGUCUCCCACAUGCCUUCUGGCAAACACUAGCUCAGAUGUUACAUGAGCAGUUUGCGUCUCCUUGCAACACAAGCUGCACCUGGUGAAUCACCCGGGCAACUAUUGUUUGAAUAUUUUCCGAAUAACUAAAGAGACACACCUACUCCACUGAGACAUGAAUCUGUAAAUCAACCUUUAGCACAGUUUCUGAAGGCAAAAUGUUAAUAUAUGGAUUCAUGAAUUAAAUGGUUGCAUCAGUGUUGAGCGUGCAACUGUGUCCUUUAAGCUUCUGAUGUAUGUACAGCUCCAUCAGAGUUAUACUGUGUAACUCAUCACAUAUUGAGCAUCUCAGUAACUUUCAUGCGCAGUAUCAGAUGUGUUUGGAAUGUUCCUUUGUCUGUGCAAAGUAGUUUUUGCCCUGAAAUCGAGCUGAUGAAUUUUCCAGAUGUGUAUGUAACCUAAACUUGCCAGUGUGCUACUUGUUAGGUAGUAUCAAUUAAUUUGAGUGCAGGUGGUACAUGAGGCAGUAAGUAUUGGCAUUGAAUACAUGUCUGUUAAUGAGGGAGCAGAAACAGGUGAUGUAAAUACAAUAUUAUAAAUACAUUCAUGUAAAGAAGGGCAAUGUUAUGAACAUAGCCACCCCCUGUUAACAUCUUAGCAAACUGUCUUUGCAGCUGAGCUUUAAUUUCAUCUUCCGACAGCUUUCAAGUGAUCGGCCAAAACCAUACUGUAACCAGCACCUGUGUAAAAUACAUGUCACUGGUCUCUAUUGUUUGGCUCUACUGUUAGUCCACAUGGUAUUUUGUUUAACUGCUCCAAGAGCCACUGAUUCACAUAGGCAGAAGUGGCAUGCGACUAAGUUUUAGAGCACAUCCACUGGUCACUCCUUGGUUACACACAGGUUAUCUGCCUGCAACAUACAGUGUGAAUUCUGACAAUAAGUGGCUGCACCUGUAUGAUGUAGGUAUGUUAAAGUAAAUGGGGUCAAAGGUUAGAGGUAAACAGUUGAUUUGUUUUAUAUUUGUACCAAAUUAGGAUGACUUUGUUGGUUUGUUUUCACUUUGACAUUGGACUAUGUUUCUGCUGGCGAGUGUUGAAAUUAUGAUUUCAUUUGUUGUUGUGAAAGUUGUAAAAUAAACCUGAGCAUUAAAGGUCCAGUGUGUCGGAUUUAGGAGCAUCUAUUGACAGAAAUAGAAUGUAAUAUUCAUAGCUAACAGAGUGCGUCUUCUUCCACAGUGUCUGCUAUGUUGUUCCACGGUAGGCCAGAGUGGACAAACCAAACACUGGCUCCAGAUGCUUGGCUCGCUGAAGAGUUCCAGUUAGUUGCAGUGUGCAACUUCAGAGCUAGAUGCCACUGAACCCCACACACUAGACCUUUAAAUAAGCACUGACAGAAAAAUAUACAAAACAUUAUCAAGAAAUUGUUGAGGAAUUUUAUUUUCAUGUCCAGAUUUGACUGUUUAGUCGUUGUAUAUAAACUCCCCGUCAGGGAUUAUUACUUGAUUUCUCAUGUGGUAUUGACAAUGUGCUUUUUACAUAGCUUUUUUGAAAUGUGUUGAAAUACUUUGCCGACAUCCAAUAAACAAAAUAACACA
This is a messenger RNA of Epinephelus fuscoguttatus (brown-marbled grouper), 5058 nucleotides long. It is a transcript of the gene prpf6, whose product is annotated as PRP6 pre-mRNA processing factor 6 homolog (S. cerevisiae). Gene Ontology annotation, biological process: spliceosomal tri-snRNP complex assembly; mRNA splicing, via spliceosome. The record is from RefSeq and is a predicted model, not a curated record. Lineage: Eukaryota; Metazoa; Chordata; Actinopteri; Perciformes; Serranidae. Gene Ontology annotation, molecular function: protein binding. Gene Ontology annotation, cellular component: catalytic step 2 spliceosome; U4/U6 x U5 tri-snRNP complex. The coding region runs from base 45 to 2936 and encodes 963 amino acids. The transcript has 21 exons.